Molecule: messenger RNA, 2007 nt
Organism: Malaya genurostris
Lineage: Eukaryota; Metazoa; Arthropoda; Insecta; Diptera; Culicidae
Exons: 2
Coding region: 1-2007 (668 amino acids)
Molecular function (GO): RNA-DNA hybrid ribonuclease activity; nucleic acid binding
Source: RefSeq, a predicted model, not a curated record
AUGGAGAGACUAGUAAACAGACGCCUCGUCAAUUUUCUCGAAGAGCGUAAUUUACUAGAUCAAAGGCAAUUUGGAUUUCGUCAAGGUAAAGGCACAGGUGCCCACCUCGGGUCACUCUGCGAUACUAUACUAGACAAAAUAAACCAGGGCCUUCACGUCGAUGCCCUCUGUAUCGACAUCGCAAAGGCGUAUAACACAGUCAACCGGGAUGGAAUCCUUCGCCAACUGGUUGACUGGGGUAUAAAUGGACGAAUGGGCACCUUCUUACAAGACUUCCUCCAAGGGAGGAACUUCCAAGUCUGCAUCGGUGGAUCUCUAUCCCAAACAUUCGUCGAGAGCAACGGCGUUCCCCAGGGUUCGGUUCUAGCCGUAACCCUCUUCCUAGUGGAAAUGAACUCCGUGUUCAGUCGCUUACCAGCUAAAAUAUAUAUCUUCGUUUAUGCUGACGACAUUGUUAUUAUCAGUGCCGAAAACUCCUCUAUAGCAACCAGGAAAGUUACCCAACAAGCAGCCGAUGCUAUUUUGCGUUGGGCAAACCGGGUGGGAUUCAACAUUGCCCCAAACAAAUGCACCCUCUCACACUUCUGUCGAGGGGGUCAUAGGAAAACCGACUCCACAAUCAGAAUAGGAACAGUCCAAGUACCAUUCGUGAAGCACCCCAGAAUUCUCGGCAUCAACUUCGACCAGAAACUGAACUUCACGCACCACUUUGGUCUAGUCAAAAAAGAUUGUGAAUCACGUCUUAGACUGAUCCGUACUAUAAGCACUGGGCACCCGAGGUGGAAUCGACACCAAGGGCUACUUCUAGCCCAGUCACUGGUAUGGAGCCGCUUAACCUACGGGAUAGAGGCGACGGCGGUGGGCAGAGAGAAUCUAAUCAAGAUACUCUCACCCACCUACAAUAGGGCUGUCAGGAUUGCCUCAAACCUACUUCCUAGCACCCCAGCAGUGGCCGCAUGCGUCGAAGCUGGUGUAUACCCAUUCCGCUGGUACUCCGCUUGGAUUACAUUCCGUCGAGCACUGGGGUGGCCAGAAAGAACUCACGGAGAGGAAGAUUGCCUAUUACAGAAACUAGCUGAAAGGUUGUUCAAAAGUUUCACCGGAAGCAACCUACCAAAACUGGCUCGCCUACAUCGGGUUUGGAAAAGGCCCUGGUACCAACCAGACCUUCCCAAGACCGACACUUCCCUGGCACUCUCUCUCGGAGCCAAACCCCCUCCAGCAAAAGCUAGAAGCAAUUUCCUCCAAAUCUGCGCUGACCGGUUUACAGGAAUCCCUGCAUACUUCACAGACGGGUCUCGAACAGUUUAUGGUACCGGAAUCGGGGUGUGGGGACCAAACUUCACCCUGCACCGGAGCCUACCCCCGGAAAGCUCGGUAUUCUCUGCGGAGGCCGCAGCCAUCUUCGCUUGUAUUGAGGCUAUCCCCUCGGGAUCCGAAGCCGUGAUCUUUUCGGACUCCCUGUCAGUUAUCACUGCCUUGGAGGCAGAAAGAUGCCGGCACCCGUUCGUCCAGGCGAUUCAGGAAUACACCAAUGACCAAACCACUGUGUGCUGGAUCCCUGGGCAUUGCGGGAUCCCGGGGAACGAAAGAGCUGAUGAGCUAGCGGCCAUGGGCAGACAGUCACCACGAUAUAUAUCGGAGGUCCCAGCCGCAGAUCUGAUCACCUACUUCCGGGAGAGACUCCAGAAACAUCUUAUUCAACCUCUACCACCACCGACCACCAGAGCACUGUUUCACUACUAUCCGAGGCACGACUCCGCCACCGCGAGAGGCUGGCCUCCCGGAACACCUAUCACUGGACCCCACUCCCAUCGGACCUCCACCUGCAACCAUCACCCGAAUACAGGACCGAGACCAGGAGCCUGGUCCCGACCUCCAGAAAGCAAUCCGCCACAGACCCAGCACCUAAGCGGCCAUCCGCCGGGGGCGCUGCCCUCGGGGAUGUUACCCGCGGCCCGAAGCUGUAACAUCAAUCCCAGUCCAGCACAGAAAAAUAGUCUUUAA